AUGGUUCCGGACGUGGCGUACCAGUUGGGUUUGCCAGUGGACGGGCGUUACGUGAGCGACUGCCUAUCAGAAUUCCAGAUAUACAUCCAGGGUGGCCGUCCAGCUUGGGUGUGGUUUCAGGAGUUGCUUGGAGUGAUUCCUCCUCCGAGCCAUGGUCAGAAGUACGCAGUAAACUGCAGCUGGUUCCAGGAGACUUUUGGAGAGUGCCCCGAGGGAGCCGAUGAUGAGACUGUGCGGCGAUAUGCCCCUAGGCUUGAGGAGAUGGGAUCCUACAGCUGGGGGUCUGCAGCACUGGCAUGGUUGUACCGGUGCAUGUGCCAAGUGGCGAACAGACAUGUGGUCAAGUUAGCGGGCCCACUACAGCUACUUCAGUCUUGGAUCUUCUGGCGAUUUUCUCGGUUUAGGCCUGCAGGGUAUGAGACGUUCAGCUGGCCAUUGGCCUCGAGGUGGUCAGGUUACAACCCUUCCGGUAGCGAGAAGGGUCCUAGAGUGCAGAUUUGGAGGCUGAGGAUAGACAGGUUACAGGACAGGGAGUUUAUCUGGAUGCUGUAUAGCAGCCCCGACGUACUUCAGGUUGUGCAUCCAGAGGCUUUGGAGCCUCGGCAUAUGGAGUUGUGGCGGUCUGUGACGUCACUGAUAUACUUUGCCGUCAUAGAGUGGCAUCAGAUCGAUAGGGUUCUUCCGCAGUUCGGCGGGGUCCAGCCCCGUCCGCAUCCCGCCCUAAACAUCGACUUUCUGAUGUCGAAGGACGGCAGAGGCGGCGAUCGAUAA
Messenger RNA from Arachis ipaensis, 771 nucleotides. Lineage: Eukaryota; Viridiplantae; Streptophyta; Magnoliopsida; Fabales; Fabaceae. The record is from RefSeq and is a predicted model, not a curated record.